Messenger RNA from Emiliania huxleyi CCMP1516, 2247 nucleotides. RefSeq lists its product as hypothetical. Bases 1 to 2247 code for a protein of 748 amino acids. The transcript is spliced from 2 exons. The record is from RefSeq and is a predicted model, not a curated record. NCBI's taxonomy places the organism in Eukaryota, Haptophyta, Isochrysidales, Noelaerhabdaceae.
AUGUCCUUGGCCUUGUUCUACCCGCACAUCAAAGAGCUGCGGCGGUGCAUUGGCAAGGGAGGCGUGGGGAGCCGCAGCCGCACUCUCAACGACCAGCGCCUCCACGAGCUCGAGUUCAACGGCACGCUUCCGGCGUGCGACGUGGGCCUCCACCUCCGCACAAUGAAGCUAGACGACGCUUCUUGCAACGCUAUGGAUGCGACGCAUAACGCGCUUAAUGGCUCCGCAGAGUGCGCAGGCCGGCUGUUGCGGAAGAAAGCAAACGCUUGCGACAUCCCAAAGCUCAACUUGAACACGGAGAAGUGCCACGGGGCUCGCUUUGCGACAUCCGACUCAGAUGCAAUGUACAAGCAGCUCACGUCAUGGGCGAAUCUUGGCGAAACUGCCAUUGCAACAUGGAGCAAUGGGGACAAACUCACGGAUGCCCGGGAGCGCCAGCGGCGGUACAGAGAAACGGUCCGUGCGUGGUUCACGCUGGCCUCCUGUAAGCAGAUCAUCGCCCCGGUCGAGUCAGCUUUCUGGAGCGCGAUGCCGCCCGCGGAGUUCGUGCUGCUCCCGCGCGAUUUACCUUGGGAGCGUGCGUACGACCGCGAGGACGCGAACGCGCCGCAGAUCGCCAAGCUGCGCCUCGCGCUCCCUGCCGACUACCCCGCCGGGACCGUCCUCAAGCUGCCCAUGCCGUGUGCGUGCAGCGAGCACACGUCCCGCUUCACUAAGAUCAAAGCGGGGACCUCAGUGGUCAUCAAGUGGGACCUCGGCAUCUGCGGCCUCGCAGCGUCACCAGGUGCGGACGGGGCGGCGGCGGGGGGCGCAGAGGUGGCGGAGGCGACAGAAGCAGCACCGCCGCCGCCGGCCGGGCUGGAGAAGGGUGCGGAGUUGGCAGUGGCGGAGCCGGCGGAUGCGACGGCGCCAGGCCCGGGGGAACCGCAGCUCAACUCCGAGCUCAGCAGCAGCGAGCUGAUCAGGAGCGAGCGGAGCAGCACGGGCUUCAAGGGCGUGAGCAUAGUGGGCAGCGGUGCCACGCCGUUCGGUGUCCAAGUGUACCGCAAGGGCAUCAGCGUCAUUCUCGGCCGCUACGCCACCGCGGAGGAGGGGGCGCGGGCCUACGCGGCGACGCCGGAGGGCAUCGCCGACCUGGCGGCAAGGGAUGCGCCGCCACCGCCGCCGCAGCCGCAGCUCCCCUCCAACUCCGAGCUCAGCAGCAGCGAGCUGAUCAGGAGCGAGCGGAGCAGCACGGGCUUCAAGGGCGUGUACAAAGUGAGCAGCGCUGCCACGCCCUACCGAGUCCAAGUGUACCGUAAGGGCAAGACCGUCACUCUUGGCCACUACGCCACCGCAGAGGAGGGGGCGCGAGUCUACGCUGCAACGCCAGAGGGCAUCGCCGACCUGGCGGCAAGGGAUGCACCACCACCACCGCCACCGCCGCCGCAGCCGCAGCUCCCCUCCAACUCCGAGCUCAGCAGCAGCGAGCUGAUCAGGAGCGAGCGGAGCAGCACGGGCUUCAAGGGCGUGUACAAAGUGAGCAGCGGUGCCACGCCCUACUAUGCUCAAGUGUACCGCAAGGGCACCACCGUCAUUCUCGGCCGCUACGCCACCGCGGAGGAGGCGGCCCUCCGCUACGCACGCUCGGUAGAGGGCAAGGCUGAGCUGGCGGCCAGGUCUGCAGCCAGAUCAGCGCCGCAGGCCAGUACCGCGCCCCGCAAGCGGCAGAAGGUCGAGACCGCGGUCGGCGCAGGCGGUGCCGCCACUUCCGCCUCUGCCGCCGCCUCCCACUCCGCCGCCUCCUCCACCACCGCCGCCGCCUCCGCUGCCGAGUUCGAGGUGGACCGCAUCCUCUCGGAGCGGCGCCGGCCGAGCGGCGGCGUCGAGUACCUCGUCGCGUGGAAGGGUUGCUAUGCCCCCUCCUGGGAGCCCGCCUCCAACUUGGCGGACGAGGAUGGCGCGGUGUGUGCGGCGCUGCUGGCGUGGUGUGCGUCGCGCGUUGCGCCGCACCAGGGCGGCCCGGCGACCGAGCUCGGUAUGCCGGCGGCAGAGCCCCUCCCGCCCCUCGGCAUGCCGGCGGUGGUGCAGGCUCUCGAGGGGGUCGGGCUGGGCCGGUACGCGGCGGCGUUCGAGGAGCAGGGCUAUGAUGACCUCCGCUACUUGCGGACGAUGGACGCGGCGGAGCGCGCCACGGUGGCGGAGAGCGUGGGCAUGAAGCAAGGCCACGCCGACAAGUUUGUCAAGUUCGCGUUUGAGCCGGCGUAG